This is a messenger RNA of Astyanax mexicanus (Mexican tetra), 4326 nucleotides long. It is a transcript of the gene lmod1b, whose product is annotated as leiomodin 1b (smooth muscle). The transcript has 3 exons. The record is from RefSeq and is a predicted model, not a curated record. Gene Ontology annotation, molecular function: tropomyosin binding; actin binding. NCBI's taxonomy places the organism in Eukaryota, Metazoa, Chordata, Actinopteri, Characiformes, Acestrorhamphidae. Gene Ontology annotation, biological process: myofibril assembly; pointed-end actin filament capping; muscle contraction. Bases 220 to 2331 code for a protein of 703 amino acids. Gene Ontology annotation, cellular component: striated muscle thin filament; myofibril.
GCAGACCCGACCCGAGCAGAGCCGUGAGGAGAGCCUCCGGGACAGCGCCUCUGAUCGGACUCGGCUGCUCCUCUUAAAUGUAUCACCGUGGCUGUAUGGGACUAGACCUGGGCUAAGAGGGAUCUGUGGUCGUAAACCUAUAUACAGUUUAUAUACACACGGUAUAUAAACAGAUUUAUUGAUUGUGGGUUGGUGAGUAUUGGUGAGAGUUUUUUAGUCAUGUCCAGAAGAAAGGUGAGGGGGUUGACCCGGACCGGGCGCCAGGUCAGCGAGGACCCGGACCUUGACAACCUGCUGUCAAACCUGUCGCCCGAAGAGAUGGAGGAGCUGCAGAAGGAGGUGUCCACGGUGCCUGACCCCGACCCCAGCGAAAUGAUCGUUGUGGACCAUGCAGAUCAGAAGCAGAGUGGACCUAACAAGAAGGAGUCCAGCUCCAACAACCGGGACGAGCAGCUUGAGUCCAAGAUGCGCCUGCAGAGGAACCAGUCCACCGAGGGUGAGACUCGAAGGGAAAGUCGGAAGCAAGAGUAUCUGAGAAAAAUGGGUCUAAGCCAGGAGAAGAAUGCUCCCCCAUCAGACUCCAGGGAUGGAGGGCUUCAGAGGCAAACCAGCAUCUCCACACCCAGUUCUUUCCCAGCUAAGCAAGAUAAGAAAAUGGAGGACAGGAACUCAAGAACCGUAGAAGAACCCAGAAGCAUCCGAGCAGGACAAUUCAAACGAGAGGAAGAAAGUGCGAAGAAAGGUGACAUGAAAGAGAAAGUGCAAAACGAUGACAGCAAACUCAGAGAACGACGAGAGACAAGAGAAAGUAGCAGCAGCAAGACAAAAGAGCUGAUCUCCAAACUUCAGGAGAAAAAGGAAGAGCCCAAAGAGAAGGACAGAAGAGAUGACAGUCGGAAGAGGGAGUCGACAGACAGCAAGACGCGGGAGAUGAUCUCCAGGAUACGAGAGAAGCAAGAUCAGGAGGAAAAGAAGGAACGUGAGAGACGAGAGGAAGCCAAGAAAAGAGAGGAGGUCAGGAUGAAGGGACUUAUCUCGAAGAUGGAGGAGAAAAAGAAUCAGGUUGAAGAGAGCAAGACGAACGGAGAAGAACGACAAAGGAAGACAGAGGACAAAGAGAAAGAGGAGAAGGUAGAAAAACAACUGGAAGUAGAGAAGUCCAAAGAGAUGGUGAAAAGUGGAGUGAAGAAGGAGCCUAAAAUUACAGACAGAGAAGACAAAGAGAAAGAGAAAGAGAAGGAACAGAAGGAUAAAGAUCUACCUAAAGGUAAAGAGGAGCUAAAGACAAAGUUUGCCGAAAAGAAAAGCUCUGCCGACAAAGAGCAAACUGUGAUUCACAACGACAUCCACGAGUCUGGCAAAGAGAAAACGAUUGAAAACUGUCAGUCGGAAAAUAACACCAAAACAAAGAGCAAAGAGGAGGAGGAGGAAGAGGAGUCCACCAGUAUGUUUGCUGAAGAUCUGGAACGAGUCCGCCGCAACGAUCCCACCAUGGCUGAAGUCAAUGUCAACAACUCUGAGGUCAUCAAAGUCAAAACCCUCAUUCAGUUUGCUGAAGCCCUGAAUAACAACACUCACAUCAAGAGUUUUGCCCUCGCCAACUGCCGAGCAGACGACCACGUAGCUUAUGCCAUCGCUGGCACCUUACGCAACAACAAGACCCUCACCAGCGUCAACCUGGAUUCAAACCUUCUCACCAGCAAAGGGAUCAUGGCACUGGUCCAGGCCCUUCAGUACAAUUCCACCCUCACCGAACUCCGCUUUCACAACCAGCGACACAUCUGCGGAGGCAAGUCGGAGAUGGAGAUGACAAAGAUAUUAAAGGAAAACACGACCCUCCUAAAGCUGGGAUACCACUUUGAGCUGGCCGGACCACGCAUGACCAUGACCAACAUCCUCAGUCGCAACAUGGACCGGCAGCGGCAGAGACGACUGCAGGAGCAGAAGCAAGCCCAGGCCCAGGGCAACGGCGACAAGAAGGACUCACUCGAAGUCCCGAAGAUCGGCUUCAGCAAAACCUCUCCGAGGAGUUCACCAAAACCCUCUCCCACCCCCUCUCCUGUUCCGUCUCCCAAGUUGAUCCCCAAGAAGGGACAUGGUGGUCCUCCACCCCCACCUCCACCACCUGGAGGCUUGCCACCACCACCGCCGCCAAUUCUGGACGGUGACUUUCUGAAGAACUCCCUGACCCCUGUGUCUCAGAGAAAGGUCGAGGACAGAACUGGAGGCCGAGGCGGAAGCCUAAACUCACGAGACCAACUUCUGGCCUCCAUAAGAGGUGCCAACCCUAAAAAGCUAAAAAAGGUUGAACUACCGAAGCUCCUGCAGUAAUCAGACCGAGAUAGUGGAGUGAAGAUGGACGAGAGAACGAGGCCGGACCUCUCAUGGACCCGGAACUGGUCAGAACCAGGCAUAAGUAACCAGUCUACUACUGCCCUGUAUGAUGGACCACAGGCGAGGGGUGGAUAUUGGUCGGUUUAUGGGAUGGAUUCUCAGCUUCAGCCAGGAUCUCUCGCAGUACCCCGGACUCUGUAGAGAACCGGAACCUGGUGAAGCUGUGGGGCGACACAGAGGCUGAGGGUGCCAGCCUGAGGGGAUGCCUUGCUUAUUUUUUUGCACUAAAUGAAGCAAUUCUUUUGAGAGUGUGCAGUACAGUGUGUUUGUGUGUGUGAAUGGAGAAAUGGUGCAUUUUAGAGCAGAUUUAACUCAGCUUCCAGUGACUGACUGCUUAAACUCAAUGGGAAUAUUUUUCUGUUUGGAAUUUUAAUUAUGCUACCAUAAUUCAUCAGAUGUAAGAAGAUUCAUUUGGAACGGUUUGUUGGCAAAUUUGCAGACUGAGGUUUUUUUAGAAUGGUGAAGAUGGGAAGUAGAAGCCUGUUUACACCUGGUUACUUAAUUUAGUUUUGAGAAUCAGGAUUAGGCCAAACCGCAUUAAAAAUACUAGUGUAAACACAUCCAAUACGCAUCUUCUUUGUUUGUUUUUUUGUUUUUUUAAUAAUCAGGGAAUUUACUUCUUAAACCCUAGAUUUCAGAUUCUGUUAUAAAUUCUAAUGAAGAAACAAUAAUGAAGUAUUUGUAUACAACUGUUUCUCAUAUUGUCUGCCGUCUCACAGGGUUUUUUUUAGGGCCUAUAAAACUGACAUUAAUUAAUGUGGUUUGAAGGUGAAGAUCUUUGAGCAUGUGUACGGGUUUAAGGAGUGAAAAAAAAGGAAUUCAAUCAAAAUCUCACUAAAGAACCUUUUCAUGUCUUUCAGAACUUUUAAAUGAACGUUUCUUUAAAUGAUUAUAUUUGAAAUUUACUGUACUAAACGUGGGAUUCAAUGUCCAAGAACUAGAACUAUAUAUUAAGAGUGUAUUAAUAUAAAACCUCUUAAAGUUAUUUCUCAAACGUUCCUGUAACACAACAAUAUAAUAGAAUUAAUAAUAACAAUAAUAAUAGAAUAAUAUAAUAGUUCUUAAUAGCCAGAGGAAUCCUAUUAAAAUAACAGAGUUUGGUGGCGCCGAGUGGUCCAGCGGUCUAAAGCGCUGCCACUAUGAGCAGGAGGUCGCCGGUUCUAACCCCAGCUCAUGCAGCUUUGCCAUCAAGCUGCCGGCGUUAGAGGGAGCAAAAUUGGCCAUUAAAUCAUUAAAGACCACGUCCAUCUUCAAUAACCUCAUAUAGAACAUUGCAAAAUUGUCAUAUAGCAAAAUUGGCCCUGCUCCCUCUGGGUGGGUAGAUGGCGCUCUCUCCCCACAUCACUCCUACGGUGAUGUCUGCAGCACAGGGCGUCUGUGAGCUGAUGUACCAGAGCCGAGCUGCUGUGCUUUCCUCCAAGCGCGCUGGCUGCUCGGUAAUGAAAAAGCUCGAAAAGAAGCGGUGGCUGGCAUGUAUCGGAGGAAGCAUGUGUUAGUCUUCACCCUCCUGGUGUGUUGUGGAGGGUGACACUAGUGACACUAGGGUGACACUAGUGACAGGGGGAGUCCUAGUGGGUGUGUUGGGUAAUUGGCCGUGUAAAUUGGGGAGAAAAUGGGAAAAAUUUGAAAUAAAAUUAUUAAAAAAAAAUAAAUAAAUAACAGAGUUUAUAAUUAUUACAGGUGACUCAGGAUGAAGAUGUGAUUUCAUACGACUACAAAUGUUCUAUAUGAGGUUAGUGAAGAUGGACGUGGUCUUUAAUGAUUGAUCUCAGUCUCUUUUACAGCUGUAUGGAUUUCUGCUCUAACUUGUUUGCUUUUUGGAUAUUUGGUGUUGUUGUACUCUGCCACGUCUCUCACGCUCUGGGUAUCGGCUGUGUGGGUGGAAAUAUUGUUCAAUGUCAGCACAUCAAUAAAUUGCAUUAUUUUAAUUAA